UUCCUCCGCCAUGUAUCCACUGUCGGCAUAACACAACAGCGGGACCCUGAGCUUUCCACAUUCUCCGUGCCCUUCUCUGUCCGCCGCGUCACCAGCGAGUUGCUCUCCCCUGCCAUGCUCCGGGUCACCUCGCUGCUGCCCGCCCUGCUGUUCGUUCUCCUGCCGGGCCCGAGCCGGGGGUAUUUCCCCGAGGAGCGCUGGAGCCCCGAGUCUCCGCUCCUCGCUCCCCGGGUCGUCAUCGCGCUGGUCUGCCGCAACUCGGCGCACUCUCUGCCGCUGUUCCUCGGAACCAUCGAGAGGCUCGACUAUCCGAAGGACCGCAUUGCGCUGUGGGUGGCGACAGAUCACAACGUAGAUAACACUACAGCCAUCUUGAGAGAGUGGCUCAUCAAGGUGCAGAAUUACUAUCACUAUGUGGAGUGGAGACCUGAUGAUGAACCCAGUGCCUUUGAAGACGAGGGGGGGCCUAAGCACUGGAAUAAUCUCCGUUAUGAACAUGUAAUGAAGCUCCGCCAGGCAGCGCUGGAGACUGCCCGUGAGAUCUGGGCCGACUACCUCCUGGUGGCUGACUGUGACAACCUGCUCACCAAUCCCGAUGUGUUGUGGAAGCUGAUGAGCGAGAACAAAACUAUUGUAGCACCCAUGCUGGAGUCCAGAGCUGCGUACUCUAACUUCUGGUGCGGCAUGACUUCACAGGGAUACUACAAGCGUACACCAGCCUACAUGCCUAUCCGUAAGCAGGAGCGUCGCGGCUGCUUCGCUGUACCGAUGGUCCACUCUACCUACCUAGUAGACCUACAAAAAGAGGCCUCCCGUCAGCUGGCUUUUUAUCCACCACACCCGGAGUACAGCUGGGCCCUAGAUGAUGUCAUCGUCUUUGCCUACUCUGCUCGCAUUGCAGAUGUGCAGAUGUAUGUGUGCAACAAAGAAACCUACGGAUAUUUCCCAGUUCCAAUGCGUUCCCAUGCUACAUUGCAGGAUGAGGUGGAGAGCUUCUUGCAUACUCAGCUUGAGGUCAUGGUGAAAAAUCCUCCAUUGGAGCCCUCCAGCUUCCUGUCUCUUCCUCCCAAGCAGCCUAACAAGAUGGGCUUUGAUGAGGUGUUCAUGAUCAAUCUGGUGCGGAGAUCUGACCGUCGUGAGCGAAUGCUAAGAACUCUGUACGAGCAGGAGCUCAGUUGUAAGGUUGUUGCUGCUGUGGAUGGCAAAGCUCUGAACAAGACUGAUAUAGAGUCUAUGGGGAUUAAGAUGCUGCCAGGAUACAAAGACCCUUAUCACGGUCGACCUCUCACCAAGGGGGAACUGGGUUGUUUCCUCUCUCAUUACAACAUCUGGAAGGAGAUCGUAGAUCGGGGUUUGCAGACCUCCCUGGUCAUCGAGGACGACCUCCGCUUCGAAGUGUUCUUCAAACGACGUCUCCAGGCGCUGCUGCAGGAAGUGACAACGCACAAGCUGGACUGGGAUCUCAUUUACAUCGGGCGGAAGCGAAUGCAGGUGGACCACUCAGAGACGUCUGUACCAAACAUCCACAAUCUGGUGGAAGCAGACUACUCCUACUGGACAUUAGGCUACAUGUUGUCAUUACAAGGAGCUCAGAAGCUCCUGAGGGCUGAACCUCUGACAAAGAUGCUUCCUGUCGAUGAGUUCCUGCCUGUCAUGUACAACAAACAUCCAGUAUCAGAGUACAUGGACCACUUUGAGAGUCGGGACCUGCAUGCGUUUUCUGCCGAGCCACUUCUGGUGUAUCCAACCCAUUACACAGGAGACGAGGGCUACAUCAGCGACACGGAAACAUCAGUGGUCUGGGACAACGAGACGGUCAGAACCGACUGGGACCGAGCCAAGUCGAGGAAAACUCAAGAGCAGGGGGAGCUGAGCUUUGAGGCCCAGAACUCUGACGUACUGCAGUCUGAACUGGAGAACUGGAGUGCACGGGACGAGCUGUGAUGAAAAGGAGAGGAAUGAGGAGGAGAGAUGGAGAGAACUCUGGCAUACAGAGAUAAGAAUGAGGGAGAUAGAACAAAGCUGGGAUAGUGGGGGGAAAUGGAUAAGGUGGAGGGAAUAUAACAGAAUGCAGUAGAAAAGAGAGGAAAGGCAGAGUAAAUUAGGAACAAAAGUUUUUCCUUGUACAUUACUGUCUCCACUAUUUGACCUUUCUCUUAAGAGAGGAGGUUAGAUGUAGAGUUAACUCUUGAAGAGUCCGCUAGCAGCUUUUGUUUUAUUUAUUGCAUCCAGCACACAUCCUUUGACCAAAAGUUCCCCGUUUUAAAUAAUAUUUCACCCAGACUUAUCCCAUACGCCAAUAUAUGUAAAUUCCCCCUUUGUGUCCCAUUGAACAGAAGACAACACAAAUUGGAAGAAGAUAAGCAGUACCUAGCCCAACCACAAACUGUUACAUCUCUUCUAUACAGUGCUAUACUCUGCUUUAUUCAGUGGUUCCCAACCUGUUUGGCAAUGUCUACUUGGAACCUCUAAUCACCAGUUGCAUAUGUCUACUGGCUUUAAUGAGUUGUACAAUGGUGCAAUUUUCCCUGCUUCAUAUAAAUGAAUACUUUUUAAGAGUCCUGAAGAAGUACAAUUAUCCAGUAAUUUUCAACAACAAAGCAUAGCUUUGUGUAAAAGGAAUCCUCUCCUGAUCUGGGGACCUGAGUUGGGAACCACUGCUCUUCCUUGUCUCUUGCUGUUAAGUUUAGCUCUAAGUAGCCAGUGUGUUAUUUAAGUUUAACAAGGUUGUUACCUAGUAACUUGACCUGGAUUUUUUACUCAUGAAUGUAUCUGUUUUUUCUUUUAUUUCCUGUCAAACCUUUUGACAGCAUCAGUGUAUUCGUUUAGUGUUUUCCCCUCACUACAUAUUGCGACUUUUGUAGCAUUUUGUUUGUUGAAGAUCAGAAAAACAAAUGAAUAUAGAUUUUUAGUAACUUUUCAUGUGUUGUCUCUCCUCUGUUUUUAAAGUGUGCCUUUUUUUAAACCAAAGAAUGAAUAAAAGCUUUUAUA
Molecule: messenger RNA, 2991 nt
Organism: Morone saxatilis (striped sea-bass)
Lineage: Eukaryota; Metazoa; Chordata; Actinopteri; Moronidae
Product: procollagen galactosyltransferase 1-like
Exons: 12
Coding region: 115-1944 (609 amino acids)
Molecular function (GO): procollagen galactosyltransferase activity
Source: RefSeq, a predicted model, not a curated record